Eruca vesicaria subsp. sativa (arugula) is the source of this 1174-nucleotide messenger RNA. The record is from the annotation of a GenBank genome assembly. Lineage: Eukaryota; Viridiplantae; Streptophyta; Magnoliopsida; Brassicales; Brassicaceae.
AUGGCCAUGAAGAACUCAACCAUAUCAGCAUUGAUCGUCAUUCUUGCUCUCUUUAGCUCAAGCCAUGUUAGUUAUGGCGAACUUCGACUCGGAUUCUACAGUAAAACUUGCCCAAACGUGGAGCAGAUCGUAUCUCAAGUUGUUAAAGAUGCAUUCAGCAAGAACUCAACCCUUGCACCCCUAAUGCUCCGCCUUUAUUUCCACGAUUGUUUUAGCAACGGAUGUGAUGCGUCGCUUCUUCUAGAUGGUAGUGCCAGCGAGAAAACGGCACCGCCAAAUCUAAGUGUAGAUGGAUAUGCUCUGAUAGAUACCGUGAAAACUGCGGUCGAAAAAAAUUGUACCGGGGUCGUUUCUUGUUCUGACAUCAUAGCUCUCGCUACUAGAGAUCUCGUGACUCUUGCAAGUGGAGGAAAGACAAGAUAUGAGAUACCAACGGGACGAUUUGAUGGUAAGGUGUCUUCGGCAGCAACAGUAAAAUUGCCGGGUCCUAAAAUGAGUGUUUCGGACACCAUUAAGAUGUUUGAAGAUAGAAACCUUAACGUUACCGAUAUGGUUCUACUUCUUGGUGGACAUACAAUUGGAGUAGCGCAUUGUUCAUUCAUUCUGGACCGGCUAUAUAAUUUUAAGAACACGGGAAAGCCUGAUCCAUCUAUGAAUACUACAUUGGUCGAAGAGUUAAAAAAACAAUGUCCUAAGGAUUCAGUAGAACAAGUCAUUAAUCUAGAUCAAGAUGCUUCGAGUUCGAACAUUGUCGAUGCAUCUUUCUACAAGCAGAUAAGAUCUCGCCGAGGAAUUCUUCACAUCGAUCAACUUCUCGCAACUGAUCCACUGACGAGCGAUGUAGUGAUGAAUUUAGCCAACGGUAACGAUUUCUUGGCUAGGUUUGGACAGGCGAUGGUGAAAUUGGGAUCAGUGGGAGUUUUAGAUAAGGUCACUGGGGAGAUCAGAACAUCGUGUCGUUCUUGCAAGAAUCCACUUUGCACAUAAUAAAACUUGGUGAAGUUUUUAUUAUGUUGACGUUUUCGUUUUUUUUUUUCUUUUCAUUUUGUCUUGUUGCAUGUGUUAUUUGUUUGUCUGUUGUUGUUGCAACUGAGUUGUUCUCAAGGAAUCAACUCUCUUGAUUGGGAUCAAAUCAUGUAAGUGUAAAGAGAGAAAAGGUUUUGAUUUUUUUUUU